Messenger RNA from Alternaria rosae, 1969 nucleotides. RefSeq lists its product as uncharacterized. The transcript has a single exon. Gene Ontology annotation, molecular function: FAD binding; monooxygenase activity. Lineage: Eukaryota; Fungi; Ascomycota; Dothideomycetes; Pleosporales; Pleosporaceae. The record is from RefSeq and is a predicted model, not a curated record. The coding region runs from base 408 to 1760 and encodes 450 amino acids.
GGUAGUGUGACGAGUCGUCCGUAAUAUUUCUACUAACAGAUUGGUGGUGAGUUGCGAGGCUCCGAGAGCGACACAAGAACCGACCUCGGCCAAAGCACAGGCGACUAGUCGAUUAGACCUUUUCUCUUCCCCACACUCCGCACAAAGCCCACGCGAAAAGCACACAGACACUGACGACGAGGCGGAUAAUAUGACGGGACAAGCAAUAAUGGCGAUUAUUGUCCUGCGGCCUUAUGCAAGCCGCGGCAGCUGGAUUCGGCAAUAUGGUCGGAGACUCUUCUAACGUAAUCCCUCGACAAAGACACGGGAUAGGACCGACUUCUUAGUGAAUAUAGUUCAUUACACAUGCGACUGCAAGAUUCUGUAUUCUCUGACUAUCUUUCUACCCUCAGAAUAUUCUUGACAACAUGCCGUUCUUGUACUCCGACACGCAACCAAAGAUCCUCAUCGCAGGUGCCGGUAUCGGCGGGCUGACCACCGCGCUAGCACUCCAUGCCGCCGGUUUCAGCGACGUCCAGAUCUACGAGACAGCAUCAACGCUCACCACACUCGGCGUUGGCAUCAAUGUUCAACCUUCUGCAGUUCUGAUUCUGCGGAAUCUGGGUCUGCUUGAGGCCCUAGAAAAGACUGGCAUCAAAACGGGAGAGCUGAACUUCUACAAUCGUCAUGGAGAUUCGAUUUUGAGCGAGCCAAGAGGGAUGAAUGCAGGUUACGAGGUGCCCCAAUUCUCAAUCCAUCGUGGAGAAUUCCAGAUGUUGCUUCUAAGCGCUGUGAAAGAACGCCUUGGCAACGAUGCUCUGCAUCUGAACCAUGCGCUGACGGCGUUUGAUCAAAACGACGAAAGCAUCACAGCGCGCUUCGCUCACCGAAGAGAUGGCGCCCCUGUGGACGAAUCAAGCGUAACAGGCGACGUUCUGAUCGCUGCUGAUGGUAUCAACUCCGCAGCAAGAAGGCUUCUCUACCCCGGCGAGGGCCCGCCACGCUUCUCGGGGCGCAUGCUCUGGCGCGGCUGCAUCGAGCGCGAUCAGUACCUCACAGGCGCGAGCAUGGUGUGGGCAGGUCAUGCCGACCAAAAGUUCAUCGCAUACCCCAUCAGCGCACGAGCAGCCGCCAAAGGCAAAAGUGUAGUCAACUGGAUUGCCGAGUUACGCACACGCGACAGGAACGACACGGACCUCACACCCCCCAAAACCGACUGGACCAAAGCCGUCAGGAAAGAUGUCUUUGCCGGACCCUUUGAGACAUGGAGAUGUGGCGGCCUGGAGAUGAAAGACCUGAUCGACAACACAGAGAAAGUCUUCGAGUUUCCCAUGUCAGAUCGCGACCCUGUCGAAGCCUGGUCCUUCGGCCGUCUUACUCUCAUGGGCGACGCAGCACACGCCAUGUACCCCAUUGGUUCAAACGGCGCAUCACAAGCCAUCAUCGACGCGGAAACGCUCGCUAAACAUCUCUCCGGCAACACUUCUGAUAUUCCAGCCGCGCUGAAGGCAUACGAGCAGGAGAGGUUACCGCCUACCGCUAAGAUCGUUAUGGCGAAUCGUGCGAAUGGGCCGGAUCACGUCUUGCAGCUUGCGGAGGAGAGAGCGCCCGAUGGUUUCAAGAAUGUGUAUGAUGUUAUUCCUAAGGAUGAGCUGGAGGAGAUUGGUAGGGUGUACAAGAAGGUUGCGGGAUUUGAGAUGGAUAGUGUUAAUGUGAAGGCGAGGGAGACGGAGGGGGUGGACAGGGAGAAGGGGUUGAAGAGUCCGGCGGAUUGGAUAUAGCGGUAGAUCUAUCGUGUGAGGAAAUGAUGAUGUAGCUUUGUGAAGCUGUACCUUCUGUACACUUUUGAUAGGGUAGAACGUCCAGGCACGUGCUGGGGCAGCGAUGACGUUCACGGCUAGUCUAGUGCGAAGAGCAGUUCCCAACCGAAAAGACGUGGGAUGCGACGCGUUCCUACCAGCCCCCUCACUUGGUACCAUUAACAUCCGUU